Molecule: messenger RNA, 3359 nt
Organism: Puntigrus tetrazona (Sumatra barb)
Lineage: Eukaryota; Metazoa; Chordata; Actinopteri; Cypriniformes; Cyprinidae
Product: metal cation symporter ZIP8
Exons: 8
Coding region: 373-1701 (442 amino acids)
Biological process (GO): intracellular zinc ion homeostasis; zinc ion import across plasma membrane
Cellular component (GO): membrane
Molecular function (GO): zinc ion transmembrane transporter activity
Source: RefSeq, a predicted model, not a curated record
CUGUAAUUGUCUUCUCGCGAAAGUUUAUUGAGUGUAACUAAUUUGCACUCAAUCCCAUCCCAAAAUAAACGGAUGUUUCUUUAGAUGAAGCCACUUCUUCUGGAUCACAGUCGGGAUGUUUUGACCGCAGGAGGCUGGUUUGAGCAAACGAGCGCAAUUUAUCACGGUUGGCCGGCUGCCAAAUGAAGGUCACCGAGGAUACUAAUAGUGAAGAAAUAAUUAACUCUUUUAAUUGUUCUUAUCUAGAUUCCUAAGAUGCAACUUUGCCUGCCGAUGUGCUGCGUUAGAUCCAGUCCUGCUACCGGGAUAAUCUCCAGACGGGACGUUUAAAGCCCGCUGCUUUUUGCUUCAUUCGGGCCGUGGUCUGUAAGAAUGGCAGGCAUUCCCAAAUCUUUCGCUCAUGUGCUCGCAGGCUUUCUAAUAACCGUAAUCUCGGGAUUAAGAGCCGGCGCUCUGCAGCAGGUUUUCGUGAAGGAUAUCUUGGCCGUUUACGGAGAAAACGGUUCACUGGAUCUCAAUGGCAUUAACAGUUUGUUGGAGGCAGUCGCGCAAAACAAGCUGGACCCGGACAUUCCUCUGCACGCUCAGUGCGUGUCCGGAGAAGAUAUUCUGGGGCACUACGGGCUUCAGAACCUCUCUCAUCUGACAGAGGAACAUCUGGUCACUGUGUGCCCGGCUCUGCUCAACCAAGCUGUCCUGCCGCCCUGCUCGAAUCAACCUCCGGGACACGGUGACACUGAUCUGCGCGUUUGGGGAUUCGGCUUCCUGGCCGUGACCAUCAUUAAUCUGGCUUCACUGCUGGGCCUGACUCUCAUUCCUCUCACUAAAAAGACUUACUUCCCCAAAGUGCUCACCUACUUCAUUGGUCUAGCCGUUGGCACGCUCUUCUCCAAUUCUGCUCUCCAGCUUAUACCUGAGGCCUUUGGGUUCGACCCAAAAGCCGACGGUUACGUUUUGCAAGCCGUUGGGAUCUUCGGUGGAUUCUAUGCGCUGUACAUCACUGAAAAAAUCCUGAGGAUAGUCCUGAAACCAGAAUAUGAGCAGGGACACGGACACGGUCACUUUCAGCCCUCGGAAGGCAUUCAACAGAACGGCGCCAUCAGCACGGUGGACUCUGAAUUCAACUUUGCCGGUACAGACAAAGCAAGCAUCGCCUCUGACCCUCCGGUGGAGAAGGGGUCCUGCAGAUGGCUCAGGGGGAGACGGCUGGCCAGCGUCAAGACGGUGGCAUGGAUGAUUUCCCUCAGCGAUGCUCUCCACAACUUCAUCGACGGACUGGCCAUCGGCGCUUCGUUCACCGUGUCUGUUCUCAGCGGCUUUAGCACUUCUAUCGCUAUCGUCUGCGAGGAAUUCCCUCAUGAGCUGGGUGACUUCAUUAUCCUGCUGAACGCGGGGUUGAGCGUUCCACAGGCCAUCUUCUUCAAUCUGCUGUCUGCUAUGUCCUGCUACCUGGGCCUGGUCCUGGGCAUCUUGUUGGGUAGCGCUUUUGCCCCUAGCAUCAUCUUUGCCUUUGCUGGUGGCAUGUUCCUUUACAUCGCCUUGGCUGAUAUGCUGCCUGAAAUGAACAUGAUUGCCAACGAACAAGUGCAUAGCACGAAGACUGAUAUAAUUUUUUUUGCAAUCCAGAACGCAGGAAUGCUAACAGGAUUCGCCAUGAUUCUUCUCAUUACAUUGUACGGUGGGAACAUUAGCCUGGGUUGAGCCCUUGCUUCACACUGCCCUAAAAUUCUGUGUCCAUUCCAGAUCGUGCUCUCAUUUAAGCUAUUUAUUUGAGAAGUAACUGCUUCGUACUAUUAUUAAAUCAUUUAUACUGAAGAAACUUGAAAAUCAUUAGGUGUAAAAUAAUUCGAUGAUUUCUCGAUAUGUAUAAUUUCAGCCAUUUUAUACUGUUGUAAAUAACUGACUGACCUACUAAUCGUGUUUUAUAGAAAAGAAGGCCUAGAGUGAUUUAUGGCUCACAUUUGGUGCUAUUUAAAUGAUUAACUUUGUUACUUUGUACAAUAGGAACCUUAAAAAUCAUGCAAAAUAAAAAGACAAAACAGAAAUGUAUUAAAAAGUCCAAAUUUAUGUUUUUUUUCCUUUUCCACUGGACACAUCCAUCUGUUAUACAGCUGAUGAUAUAUCUAUACAUUUAGUUAUUUAAUAUUCAUUAAACACAAUGUACACUUAAAAGCAUCUUUAAAACAGUACAGUCAGUGCAAUAUCUUUAUAGAAUCAAAUUAAAAACAUUUUCUCUCCAAAAAUAUACAUUUAUAUAGAUCUCGAACAUUAAUUCUAACCCACUUUACAAGUAAUCAGAAAAUUCAAUCACACCAGGAGGUAAAAUAACUUAAACAGUUUUGACCAAACAAAGUCAUUGGGUGAAUCUCAUAAAAAAAGGUCACAUUUCAUUCUAAAAAUCAAAAAGAAACCAGAAAUUAUACUCAGCUUUUUCCAUUAUUUUCAAGAUAUUGUGAAGAGUAUGUUCAGAAUUGUACUUGUAGUGCUCCCUUACUUGCAUUUUUUUUAAAAGUGGGCUUAAAAUGUGCUUAAUUAGCAUGAAAAGAAUGCCAAAUCUUAUUGGUCCUAAAAUGAUCCUUUAAUUUAAUAUAUAGUUAUUUAGAUUUUUUGUGGGGUGAAAUGUGACGCGUUUUCAUGCAAUUCACCCUGUUAGGAGGCACAUCAGCUCUAAAAGACCUAGAACAGCACGGUUCUACUUCAUAGUCACUGAACCAGCAGAACAAACAGAACGGCAUGGAGUUAAACACGUACGGCAAUACCGCGGAGGUUCUAGAAGCACUUAUAUGAGGCACUAAACGCAGAGCUCGGGCCAAACCACAACCACAGAACAGCACGUUAGCCCGAGGGGUUGUCCUGGCAACAGGCACGACUAAUGCAGAAAUCACCACUGUACACAUCUCUGGCAAAUAAACGACACGAGAGAGGGUGAAUCGGCGAGAGAAGACAGCAUCUUCAUCCUGGAUCUGUCAUUGAGACCUAAACCAUCAGUCAUACUGUAUAGAACAGUAGUCUGCAUUAUAUAAUCCAAAGCUUAUUUCUUACUAAUCAAGGGCCCUAUGGAAUCAAUUUUACAUGUUUUUUUCAAAAUACUGGUUUUCCAUUUAAAUUUUUCUGGAUUCAGUUUUUAUGGUUAAACAAAAAUGUACUAAAUAAAAAUCAUGUCUAAUUCAACGAAAUCAUGAACCGUACAAUAUAAUUUUUUUUUACGUUUCUUUAAAGGCCAUACGAAUCAAUGUUUUGUUUUAUUCUCUAAUUCAGGUUUAAUUUUUCCAGAUUCUGUUUUCUAUUAAUUUUUAUUCUAUUUGAAUAGUUUCUUUACAUAUUAAUGAUCAAAAGUGUCCCUAAUUAAUUGAUUUUAU